AUGGAGCGGCGCAUAAUGUUAUUGGUGGCAGUUAAAAGGCUAAAAGAUCUAAAUUUCACAGGAGAAUUGCAAUUUCAAACUGAAACAGAGAUGAUUGGUUUAGCUCUUCACCGUAGCCUCUUACGUUUAAAUGGCUUUUGCAUGACACCUGAUGUGAGAUUGCUUGUUUAUCCUUAUAUGCCAAAUGGAAGUGUUGCUGAUCGCUUAAGAGGUUCUGCAUACUUCUCAAAUUUGAGCUUUCAUCAGUUUGCAACUAGCCUAGCUUUCUUCAUCCUUUUGUUUUCCCUUUCUCAGAAGCCUUCUCUGAAUUGGAAUAGAGGAAUGCAUAUUGCCCUUGGACUUCUUUAUUUACAUGAGCAGUGUAAUCCAAAAAUAAUUUACAGGGAUGUGAAAGCUGCAAAUAUUUUUCUUGACGAAAGUUUUGAAGCUGUGUUCAAGUGCAUGGUGCUUUACUUAGAGAAAGCUCUGGGGCCUGCAAAAACACAAAGUUACAAACCAUGGUUGCCAGAAAUAUUUUGGUUAGAACGUUAUUUGCAUGACGAGAAGAGGCUUGAAGUGCUGAUAGAUAGGGAUUUGAAGGGAUGUUUUGAUGCAUUAGAGUUGGAAAAAACAGCAGAGCUGGCUCUGCAGUGUACUCAGUCAGAACCGCACCAUCGCGGAAAGAUGUCGGAAUUUUUGAAGGUCCUGGAAGAUCUUGUGCUUUUAUUGUUAGUAAAAAGAUUUGUGGCCGAUAGCAGAAUGGCAAUCUUCAAUACUAGGAAGCAUCGAGCCAAGCUUGAUUGA
Molecule: messenger RNA, 783 nt
Organism: Durio zibethinus
Lineage: Eukaryota; Viridiplantae; Streptophyta; Magnoliopsida; Malvales; Malvaceae
Source: RefSeq, a predicted model, not a curated record